This is a messenger RNA of Brassica oleracea var. oleracea, 1352 nucleotides long. Its product is annotated as calcium uniporter protein 5, mitochondrial. Gene Ontology annotation, molecular function: calcium channel activity; uniporter activity. The transcript is spliced from 2 exons. Bases 309 to 1184 code for a protein of 291 amino acids. NCBI's taxonomy places the organism in Eukaryota, Viridiplantae, Streptophyta, Magnoliopsida, Brassicales, Brassicaceae. Gene Ontology annotation, biological process: mitochondrial calcium ion homeostasis; calcium import into the mitochondrion. Gene Ontology annotation, cellular component: mitochondrial inner membrane; uniplex complex. The record is from RefSeq and is a predicted model, not a curated record.
CCUAAAUAAUGCCUCCUCGAACGUCUCCUCCUUACAAAUGGAUUUAGGGAAAUCGAAAAGCCACGGCUAGUCAACAAUGUCGACCAAACUUUUCUAAUUCCGGAAAGUAACACAGAGCUUGCUUCUUCUUCUUUUUUUUUCAUAAAUGCAUUACUAUUUUUGACCCCUCCACGUUCUUGGUGGAGCGCGCAUUAAACACUGCGUCAGAAUCGAAUCUCACGCGUCUUUCUUUUCCCUAGCUUUUAGUUCUUCGAGCCCACAAGAAUCCCAUAUCUGUUUUCAUCUAAUUCGUGGGUCCAUCCUCAGAGAUGUGGUCGGCGGUGGGUGUUUUGAGGCGUACGGCCGUGAGUAAAGGUUCUCCGAUAAGUUCAUGGCUCGGUGGUUACAGAUGUCUCACAGUCGAACCAACGGAGAAGGAAAACGCGGAGGAGAUAACUGUAACGGAAGCGAAGAAGCUGAUGAGGUUAGUGAAUGUUGAUGAGAUGAAGAAGAAGCUCGGUUGUAUGGGGAAUGAUGAAACUGUCUCUUACACUAAACUCAUUGAGGCAUCUCAAGGUUUUGGUAUCGCUAGAUCUCUCGACGAAGCUCACGCGUUCGCUCGUAUACUCGAUGAUGCUGGUGUGAUUUUAAUUUUCCGUGAUAAAGUCUAUCUUCAUCCAGAUAAGCUGGUGGAGUUGAUUAGAAAGGCAGUGCCUUUAGGUUUAAAUCCAGAGGAUGAUCCAGCUAAAUUCGAGUUCGAUAAGCUUAGGAGAAUGAAGGAAGAGAUUGAUGUGUUGGCACAUAAGCAAGUGAGGAAGAUUCUGUGGUGUGGUCUUGGCUACUCAGUGGUUCAGAUCGGACUCUUCUUCAGGCUCACUUUCUGGGAGUUUUCAUGGGAUGUGAUGGAACCGAUUACGUUUUUCACUACAGCGACUGGGAUUAUUGUUGGUUACGGUUAUUUCUUGAUGACUUCGAGGGACCCAACUUAUCAAGAUUUCAUGAAGAGGUUGUUUCUUUCUAGGCAGAGGAAGUUGCUCAAGAGUCGUAAGUUUGAUGUUGAGAGGUUUAAGGAACUUGAGAAGAAGUGGAAGAUGACGUCUUGCUCUUCAUCUUCGUAUCAUUCGUGCCACGCGAACGCAUCAAUUCGGAAAUGUGUUGGGAUUGAUCUUGAUUUAGAGGAUUCUUUGCAUAGUCGCAAAGACUGAUUCAUUCGGUUUCUGGUUUUCUAACCAUUAUUCACUUUUGGUUUUAUAUACUAUAACCAAUGUCUCUGGAGGCUUCUUCAUGUUUGAUUCUUUGGUGUUUACAAAAAAGAAUCCAAUGGGUGUUUAGUUUUGCAGUAGUCAAUGGAGAUUGAGAUUUUUAUUUGAUAA